This is a messenger RNA of Protopolystoma xenopodis, 1143 nucleotides long. The record is from the annotation of a GenBank genome assembly. NCBI's taxonomy places the organism in Eukaryota, Metazoa, Platyhelminthes, Monogenea, Polystomatidea, Polystomatidae.
AUGCAUAAUUUACCUCGCUUGGUACAGGUAUUGCUUUGUGAUCUUGAUAUUGAUCUGCCACCACUCUUGGCUGGACACCAGGCUUGCUUUCUUUCACCCACACAAUGGCCUAUCUCAGCACCCUCUGCAUUCAAGGUCAUUGAAUAUGCUACUUCUGCCAGCUCAUCUAAGAUGAACGCAUUUAAACAACACCGGUCCUUUACUCAGUUGGCGGACCCAAGCCUGUUGUCGGCUAACACCCCAACGGGUCCGAGAGACCCAGGGGUCACGAGUGACUCGUCAAUAGCUUCCGCUUUCGAGGCUUCAAUCAAUAAAUCAAAGAGGGUCUCCGCUUCUGGUAUAAAUGAGUCACAUCCUGGGGAUUCUGCUGCAGAAGAUCCGUUAUCAAGUGGACCUGGAACUCGAGACGAAAGUGCUAUGAACUCUGACUUAUCUUGCCAUCCCACUCUUCUAGAUAGAAUGUUAGCCAUGCAGAAUGCAGACUUUCAAGCUGUAAAAUCUCUUAAUAGCCAGCUAGGCAUCCGUGGUCUCCUAUGCUUGGCACACAGACGACCCGCACUUGCCUCGCAGCUUUUUACUGCACUCUGGCCGCAGCUUUGGCAAGGUUUGUUGCUUGGCCAGAAUAUUUCUGGUCAAAGAGGUAUUCGAAUACGCCGAGACAUUGUUUCAGACGGGGAAGUUGAGCUGAUUGAAGAGAGAGAAGAGGAAAGUGAUGAUUAUGAUGAUAUUGAGGAAGAAGAAGUGACAGAUGAAAUGAUGGUGAAUGAAGUGAGAGAAGAUGCAACAACUGCUAAGAGAAGCGAAGAUGAGGGGACUUUUGGUGAUACGAAGCCGAAAAUCAACGAAACUGGCAUGUCGGAGGCUCAUGGACUAGUUUCGCUCCCGAUUACUGUAAAUUCACAUUCAGGAUCUCUUGUUUCAUUCGAUGCCACUAAUACUGCUAUGGCUGAGUGUACGGCCAUGUUAGCCACACCCAUGGUUGCGUUUGAUUCAGCUUCAUGUGAUGUGGCAGUUAAGACCGAAAGUAUGGAGGUCGACGAACCACAAGCAAUUUCAGAGGGACCCACAUUAAUCGAGAAUAGGGUUUCACCGCACCUUGAUGCUGUUGGCGAGUCUGAGGGUAGAACCAAAAUCAGAUCCUGA